GGCGGGGCGGGUAUAAAGCAGCGGCUCCCGGCAGGUGAGCGCACACACCGCGGACACCACGAUGGCGAACUCCGGGCUGCAGCUGCUGGGCUUCGUUAUGUCGCUGCUGGGCUGGAUCGCGCUGAUCGCCGCCACCAUCAUGCCGCAGUGGCGGAUGUCUUCCUACGCCGGGGACAACAUCAUCACCGCGGUGGCCGUGUACCAGGGGCUGUGGAUGAGCUGCGCCACCCAGAGUACCGGCCAGAUCCAGUGCAAGGUGUACGACUCCAUGCUGCAGCUGGACGCUGCUCUGCAGGCCACUCGUGCCCUGAUGGUGGUCUCCAUUGUGGUGGGGAUGUUUGGCUUGGCCAUCUCUACUAUGGGUAUGAAAUGCACAAAAUGUGGAGGAGAUGACAAGGUGAAGAAGGCUCGGAUUGCGAUGACUGGGGGAUUCGUCUUCCUGCUUGCUGGUCUGGCUGCGCUCAUUGCCUGCUCCUGGUAUGGAAAUCAGAUCAUCCGUGACUUCUACAACCCACUGACCCCAAUCAACACCAAGUACGAGUUUGGUGCCGGGGUGUUCAUUGGCUGGGCUGGCUCGCUCUUGGUUAUACUAGGAGGUGCCCUCCUGUCUUGCUCUUGUCCCCGCAAAAACAACUCCGGCACCAAAGGAUACCCCAAGAGUGGUGGGGCACGAACAAAAGCCCCCUCCAGUGCCAAGGACUAUGUCUGACCCCAGGGUGUAACUACACUAAAGUGACAUUCUCCCAGGUUCCAUCUUCAGUCCACGAUACAGCACUUUGAAGGAAGUAUGAGCAGAUGAUGCAGAGAACUGUGCGGUGACCUCACGGAGGCUGGCUUGGAGCUACUGAGCGGCCAUGUUGGACUUUCUCUCCUCCUUUUGUCUGUAUUUUGCUUCUGGGGAGGACUCCUGUGUGGGGUUUGCAGUGUCGGAGUACUGAGGCGGCAGCUCUCGUUACUUCUCUUCACCUGCUCUCUUUUGCACCAUUUUAGCUGUGGCAACCUAAUGUCUGAGUUUAGAGUUAUUCUGUGGGGGGGGGGUUUAGGUAAAGGACCAUGUCUGACCAGUUCUAGAAUACUGUGAGUGUCCCUGGAACCCAGGAGUCUGGUUAGUGGGGGAAGGGGUUGUGGUUUAUCAGUAACUGUUUCCCAUUUUUAUUCAUUUUUGUAAAUAAAUGUUUUGGAAUAUAA
This is a messenger RNA of Pseudophryne corroboree (corroboree frog), 1188 nucleotides long. RefSeq names its product claudin 7 (gene CLDN7). The record is from RefSeq and is a predicted model, not a curated record. The transcript has 4 exons. Bases 62 to 709 code for a protein of 215 amino acids. Gene Ontology annotation, molecular function: structural molecule activity. Gene Ontology annotation, biological process: bicellular tight junction assembly; cell adhesion. Gene Ontology annotation, cellular component: bicellular tight junction; plasma membrane. Lineage: Eukaryota; Metazoa; Chordata; Amphibia; Anura; Myobatrachidae.